AUGAAGCAUACUCCAGACCCGCGUGGGAAACAGCCUCCAAGCUACCUUUGCCCGCAUUUUGAAAACUUCCCAAACUUCUGGAGCAUCCAGAACUUCUGCCCAACUCCCCCCCUUCAGGUCGGCCUUGAACCAAAAGUCAAAACUCCUACAACCCUUACACCUCGCCCCUCGCCACCCUUACAACUCGGUAACCUUACAUCUUGCUACCCUUACAACUCCCUACCCUUUGCUCGCACCCUUACACCUUUCCACCCUUACAACUUGCUACCCAUCGCUCGCACCCUUACACCUUGCCUCCCUUACAACUCGCUAGCCAUUGCUCGCACCCACCUCGCUCGCAUCCUUACACCUCACACCCCCCCCCCUGCCCCCUGCAAGCGCAGCCUCAAACCAAAGUCCAAAGUCCCUACAUACACUUCGUGGCCCUACACCUUGCUACUACCUUACACCUCUCUCCAGCAAUCUCUCACCUCGCUGCUUUCUUUGAUCCUCACUACCUGUGCACACCAAGACACUUACACUUCACCACACUGA
Molecule: messenger RNA, 534 nt
Organism: Puccinia triticina
Lineage: Eukaryota; Fungi; Basidiomycota; Pucciniomycetes; Pucciniales; Pucciniaceae
Exons: 1
Coding region: 1-534 (177 amino acids)
Source: RefSeq, a predicted model, not a curated record